GUUCCGGCCAGCUUACAUACACCUUUCCAUACAGCCGUAUUACCAACGCUGCUACGUAGCUACCUGGGAAAUAAAAGCUGUAGUCCAUCCCACUUCGCUUGAGGCUUUUCUUCAAGAUGGAACCUCCGGCGAACCUUCACCCACGCCGUAGUAUCCUGGAUAGACCUAUCCUCAUAGCUAUUCCUAUUCUAAUCGGAUUAUUCAUCACUCGAUCACCUUUCUUCAUGUCGGCCCCGGCUCUAGAUAUCGCUGCCGCUGACGGCAAGCCCUGGGCGGAUACUCCUAUCAAGCUGGUUGCGACCCCUCAGUAUGAGACUAAGAAGACCGACAUCUUCACCACGGGAGCAACACACAUGGCCCUCCUCCACAACGCCAUCCUCCGCGGCUUCAACUCGGUAUAUCUACAAGCGCCACACGUCAAGCCCACCGACAACUCGGACUUCAUCGGCUACGCGCUCACAUGGCAUAAAUUCGUAGCCACCCACCACGACGACGAGGAAGCCACCCUCUUCCCCAAAGUCGAGGCCGUCCUCAACGACCCCGCCAUCUGGGCCGGCACCCACAAGGAACACGAAGCCUUCCUAGGCGGCCUCGCUAAAUUCGAAAAGUAUCUCCGCGACGUGGAAUCUCAGCCUGCGAGCUUCGACGGGAAGGAAUUAGUCAGUAUCAUGGACGGCUUUAAAGACUCGUUCGACGAGCACUUUCACAGCGAAAUCAAGACGAUCGCGGAUCUGGCAGACCAUCCUAAUGCGCCGAAACCAGGGUCUGCUGAGGAAACGGAGGCGUCGCUGAUGUUUAAGGCUUGGGGGAAGAGCACGGUUACGAAGGCUGGGACUCUUGAUGUCGUGCCGUUCUUUUUGUUGAACUUGGAUGGCGAGGUCGAGGAGGGGAGGUGGGAGAAUUGGCCGCCUAUGCCGGCGCCGAUUAGAUGGGGGCUAGUAAAUAUUGCCGGAGCGUGGCAUUCGCGUUGGUGGAAGUUUAGCUCUUGUGCGGCGGGUAGACCGAGGAAGUUGUAUGCGCUUGAGUAGGAAGUGAGGUGAGGGAGUGGCUUGAUACCCGGUUGGUUUUUGUAUUGGUUAAAUUUGGAACGCGGACUAGGGCUUGGACUUGGGAUUUGGUUAGGUGCGUUUGAUAUUGAUAUAAUUGGUAAUGACUCCACUUUAAGGGCGAUUUCAAUCAUAGCGUUGUGAAGGCAUUCCCC
Messenger RNA from Annulohypoxylon maeteangense, 1201 nucleotides. RefSeq lists its product as uncharacterized. The transcript is spliced from 2 exons. Bases 117 to 1028 code for a protein of 303 amino acids. The record is from RefSeq and is a predicted model, not a curated record. Lineage: Eukaryota; Fungi; Ascomycota; Sordariomycetes; Xylariales; Hypoxylaceae.